GUUGUUUUGCUUUGGCUUACCUAAGUUCAGUUCUAAUGCAUUGAAUCAAGCUGAUCCUCAACCUUGGUCAGACAAACAUCAAAAAUUCUCUCCAAUGGAUAUUUACACGUAUCAAUUACCAAAUCCAACGUGGGAGUGGGUUCAUAAAGAAUGGAUGGUGGAUAUGUCCGGCGACGUGGAUGAAGAGGGGUGGGAGUAUGCACCCGAUUUCCAUUUGUCCUGUUGGCACGGUUGCUAUCAACCAUUCUGUUCAUUUGUUCGUCGAAGGCGUUGGGUACGAUUGCGUCGUCAGAAG
Racocetra persica is the source of this 295-nucleotide messenger RNA. The record is from the annotation of a GenBank genome assembly. NCBI's taxonomy places the organism in Eukaryota, Fungi, Glomeromycota, Glomeromycetes, Diversisporales, Gigasporaceae.